GCGGCGUCACGAGGAGACGUUCUAGGAGCAGCACUCUAUGGUUGUACUGAAGGGAGAACAAGCGUUGAAGGCUAAGGCCGCUCGUCGCUGGAGGACCCGAGCUUCCUCCGGGGGUGAGAAGGGAUAAAAUGGCCGUCGUGAGGCCGCCCGGGCCUGUUACCCGUCGCUGUAUCCCUAUUCCAUUGCGGACGGGCAGGUGAAGGCGGGCCGGAGGGGGAUAACCCAGCCUAGGAGACGGAGGACCAUGGGCUCUCAGACGCUGCAGAUCCUCCGGCAGGGAGUCUGGGCUUCCAUCACCGGGGGCUGGUACUACGACCCCCACCAGAGCACCUUCGUCAACACCCUGCACCUCUACAUCUGGCUCUUCCUGCUAUGUUUCCCCUUCACCCUGUACAUGGCACUUCCCUCCUCUCUGGUGAUUGUAGCCGUGUACUGCCCAGUGGUAGCAGCAGUUUUCAUAGUUUUAAAACUGGUGAACUACCGGUUGCACAGGGCUUUGGAUGAAGGAGAAAUUGUAGAAAGGAGUGCCAGUGAGCUGACGGAGCGGGUGGCGAAAGCGGAACGCAGUGACAGCUCGGCCAGAAGAGAGGACAGCAAUGGACCCGGUGACCCAGGCGGAGGGAUUGAGAUGUCGGAGUUUGUAAGAGAAGCCACGCCUCCUGUUGGUUGCAGCUCACGUAAUUCCUAUUCUGGGUUGGACCCAAGUAAUCAGAUUGGGAUGUCUAGAUAUGGUGUCGCAUCAACAAGUAAAGGGGAUACAGACGCUGCAAAGACCUCAGAUGAUAUCAGUCUGAGCCUUGGCCAGAGCUAUAGUUUGUGCAAAGAAGGAAGUGAAGACCAAGAUUUGACUGUGGAUCAGAAGCUUUUCCGUCUCGUCUCCAACGACUCCUUUGUCUCCAUCCAGCCUUCAAUAUCUUCUGGAGGCAAGGACCUAAACAGGGACUACAGUGACAAAGGUUCAAUUGCAACACACAGCCACCAUCACCAUGUGGAUUUAUCACUGUCUAACGCCUGUGACACAGAAAUGGCUUCACUCGUUCCAUUGCAUUCGCACUCAUACAGGAAAGACCAUAGACCAAGAGGUGUCCCAAGAACUUCAAGCUCUGCUGUUGCUUUCCCAGACACUUCCCUAACAGACUUUACCCUCUAUCAACAAAGGCGCGGGCUGGACCCUGUUAGUGAACUUGAAGCUUCCAAACCACAUUCUGGGUCCAAAGAUUCUCUCAUAGAUAAUGCUUGCGCUUCAGGGAUUUUUCAAUUAGACUGUCUCAAAAGCAAAGGAGCCCAGCAGCUUUCAAGGAACGAUAGCGUGAAACACAUGAAGUCUGACAAAAGCAUGGAUAGCUUAAGGAGCCUUAGCACGAGGAGCAGUGGCUCCACCGAGAGCUACUGCAGCGGGACAGACCGGGACACAAAUAGCACCAUCAGCAGCUACAAAAGUGAACAGACCAGCUCAACUCACGUGGAGAGCAUCUUAUCGGAACACGAGGAUGCGAUGGGUGUAAAGAGAGGCCUUUGUAGUGACCCAGAGGAGGAGCGCAGUUCAGCUACUGAUAAAAGGACUAGUAGCGUUCGGACGGCUGUAGAAAGAAACACGGCUCAGAAAACCAAGGAGGCGAACACGUCUGACGAUGUGCAGAGUCCAAGGGGACUUAGCUCGUCCGCAUCUGAAGAAGCCAACAAGAACCCACAUGCGAACGAACUGACUGCGCAAGCCGACUGGCUGCCCGGAAGGCUCUCUGUAAAUCAUGACGAGCCGGGCGAGAAACCAGUGAUUUUAGUAGAUUUAAGAUCCUUUAAAGAAACGGGUAUCAAGCAUCGGGAUAGCGACGUACGCCCCAAAUCAUCCAGUUUAAUACACAGGACGUCCUCUUCUCACAAAUCGUGCAGGAGGCGGACGGGUAAAAAAAGAGCCAGCAGUUUUGACGCCAGUAGACACAAAGAAUACGUCUCUUUUCAAGGCAUAGCUGAUACCAAACCUCACAGCACUGGGUUUUGUCACGACGAGGAUUCUAGCGACCAAAGCGACUUGAGCAGGACCUCAAGCGUGCAGUCGGCCCAUCGUUUCAGCAGCGAUAGCUCUUCCAGCACUACUUCCCAUUCAUGCCAGUCUCCUGAGGCCAGAUACACUGCUCUAAGAACAAAAUAUCACAUCAGAGAGAGAGGAGCAGAAACACAUCGAACUCACUUAAGUUGUGAAGGAACCAGUAAAAAGCGUUCCAACCGCAGAACUUCCAGUGCAAGUGGUACAAAGAGCCGUGGCAGGGUGUUAAGCCUGGACAGUGGCACUGUAGUUAGUUUGGGCGAUCCUAACAGACUGGCAGCCCCUGAAAGUGUCAAACCAUUAACCACUUCAAAGUCCGAUCUAGAAGCCAAAGAGGGUGAAAUUCUAGAUCAGUUGUCAUUGCUAGGGCGGGCUUCACAGUUAGAAUCUGUAACUCGUUCAAGAAAUAGUUUACCCAGCCAGGUUACAUUUCAAGAUGUCGAGGAGAGAGAAUCGGCUGUUGGAGCCCAUACCGGCGAGGAGACUGUAACAUUUCGGCGUGAACGCAGCACAUUUAGGCGCCAGGCCGUACGGCGCAGACACAAUGCAGGGAGCAAUCCCACUCCUCCCGCAUCACUCAUCGGAUCACCCCUCAGCCUUCAAGAUGGUCAUCAAGGCCAGCAGCCAUCAACCCAGGUCAAAGUCCAGUCCCGCCCCCCUUCCCAGGCUGCAGUGCUCAGCGCUAGCGCCUCCUUGCUGGUGAGAAAUGGGAGUGUCCACUUAGAAGCAUCACAUGACAAUGCAUCUGCCGUAGCCAAUAGCAGUUUGCACGAUGAACUUGGUAUGCAGGCCUUAUGUAACCUUGGUGACAUGGAAGUUUUAAUGCAGCACAUUUUGGGUAAAUUCACCCCAUCUCUCUAUGAAACUGGUGGCUGUGACAUGUCACUAGUAAACUUUGAGCCUGCGGCACGGAGAACAUCCAAUAACCUCUGUGACACAGAUUCCCAUGUAUCAAGUUCUACCUCAGUUCGAUUCUACCCACAUGAUCUACUCUCUCUCCCCCAGAUCCGAUUAAAUAGGCUGCUGACCAUAGACACAGACUUGUUAGAGCAGCAGGAUAUGGACUUAAGCCCUGACCUGCAGGACCAGAUGCAGCCCCAGGAGCAGGCAUCCCACAAAGUGAAACACUACUACCGCUUCUGGAUUCUGCCCAAGCUCUGGGUUGGCAUCAACUUUGACAGGCUGACACUCUUGGCCUUGUUUGACAGGAACCGAGAGAUCCUAGAAAAUGUGCUGUCAAUCAUUCUUGCAAUUCUGGUUGCCUUUCUGGGCUCCCUUCUGCUCACAGAAGGAUUCUUCAAAGAUAUCUGGGUCUUCCAGUUUUGUCUUGUUAUUGCCAGCUGUCAGUACUCUCUCCUUAAGAGUGUUCAACCUGACUCUUCUUCCCCUAGACAUGGCCAUAACCGUAUCAUAGCCUAUAGUCGGCCUGUUUACUUCUGUGCCUGUUGUGGCCUUAUUUGGUUACUAGACUAUGGAAGCAAAAACCUGUCUGCCACCAAAUACAAAUUAUAUGGAAUGGCCUUCACCAAUCCUCUGCUCCUCAUCUCAGCCAGGGACUUAAUCAUUGUGUUCACGCUCUGUUUCCCAGUUGUGUUUUUUAUCGGUCUCCUGCCUCAGGUGAACACAUUCGUCAUGUACCUGUGUGAACAAGUGGAUAUACAUGUGUUUGGUGGAAAUGCUACCACCAGCCUGCUUGCAGCACUUUACAGCUUUAUUCGUAGCAUUGUGGCGGUAGCUUUACUCUAUGGAUUGUGUUAUGGUGCUCUUAAGGAUCCUUGGGACGCUCCGCAUGUUCCUGUUUUGUUCUCCAUUUUCUGUGGUGUGUUAGUGGCAGUUUCUUACCAUCUCAGCAGACAGAGCAGUGACCCCUCUGUCCUCAUCUCACUGGUGCAAUCAAAACUCUUUCCAAACAAUGAGGAUAAAAAUCCAGAGGACCCUCUGUCUGAGGUGAAGGACCCUCUUCCUGAGAAGCUAAGAAAUUCUGUUAAUGAACGACUGCAGUCUGACCUGGUUGUCUGUGUCGUGAUAGCAGUUUUGUAUUUUGCAAUUCAUGUCAGCACUGUGUUUACAGCAUUACAGCCUGUUCUGAGUUACGUUCUCUAUGCAGUAGUUGGGUCAGUUGGAUUCCUAACACACUAUGUUCUGCCACAAGUCCGUAAGCAGCUUCCCUGGCACUGCUUCUCUCACCCGCUGCUAAAAACAAAAGAAUAUUAUCAGUUUGAAGUUCGAAAUGCUGCUCACAUGAUGUGGUUCGAGAAGGCUCACGUCUGGCUGCUUUUUGUAGAGAAAAAUGUUAUUUACCCACUAAUCGUUCUCAAUGAGCUCAGUAAUGGUGCCAAGGAGAUAGGAAGCCCUAAAAGACUGGGUGCAGAGGUUGGGGCCUUGUUGAUCACCAUUGCUGGUAUGAAGCUGCUAAGAUCGUCUUACAGUAGCCCCACCUGCCAAUAUGCCACAUUCAUCUUCACUGUACUCUUCUUUACGUUUGACUACAAGGAUUUCUCAGAGAAACUACUGCUAGACCUCUUCUUUAUGUCCAUACUCUUCAGCAAGCUGUGGGAGCUGUUUUACAAGUUGCGCUUUGUCUACACAUACAUUGCUCCGUGGCAGAUCACAUGGGGAUCAGCAUUCCAUGCCUUUGCCCAGCCAUUUGCUGUACCUCAUUCUGCAAUGCUGUUUGUCCAGGCAAUUGUAUCUGCUUUAUUUUCAACCCCCCUCAACCCUUUCCUCGGGAGUGCAAUAUUCAUCACGUCAUAUGUGAGACCUGUUAAGUUCUGGGAGAGAGACUACAAUACAAAGCGUGUGGAUCACUCAAAUACAAGGCUGGCCUCUCAACUUGACCGGAACCCAGGCUCAGAUGAUAACAACCUUAAUUCCAUUUUUUAUGAGCACCUGACACGCUCCUUGCAGCACAGUCUGUGUGGGGAUCUCCUGCUUGGACGCUGGAGCAACUACAACACUGGAGACUGUUUUAUCCUUGCCUCUGAUUAUCUCAAUGCCCUGGUACACCUUAUUGAAAUUGGAAAUGGACUUGUCACCUUUCAGCUCAGGGGCUUGGAAUUCAGAGGCACUUAUUGCCAGCAACGUGAGGUGGAGGCCAUCACUGAGGGCGUGGAGGAGGAUGAAGGCUUUUGUUGCUGCGAGCCUGGACAUGUUCCCCACAUGCUGUCUUUUAAUGCCGCCUUUGGACAACGAUGGCUGGCAUGGGAAGUGUUGGUGACCAAGUACGUCCUAGAGGGCUACAGCAUCACGGACAACAGUGCGGCCUCCAUGCUGCAAGUGUUCGACCUUCGGAGAAUUCUAACCACCUAUUAUGUUAAGGGCAUUAUCUACUAUGUGACCACGUCUGCCAAACUGGAGGAGUGGUUGGCUAACGAGACUAUGCAGGAAGGCCUCAGACCAUGUUUUGAUCACUGUUAUGUGGAUGUGGACCCUACAUUCAAUCCGAACAUCGAUGAAGACUACGACCUCCGCUUGGCUGGCAUUUCACGAGAGAGCUUCUGUGCGAGCUACCUAAACUGGAUCAAGUACUGUUCCUCCAGGAGAGAGAAGCCCCUCGAAGCAGAUAAGGAUUCUGCCUUGGUGACACUUUGUUAUGGACUUUGUAUACUGGGGAGAAGAGCCCUCGGCACAGCUUCCCAUCACAUGUCCAGUAACUUGGAGUCUUUCCUGUAUGGUCUGCAUGCCUUGUUCAAGGGAGAUUUCCGCAUUUCCUCUAUUCGUGACGAAUGGAUAUUUGCAGAUAUGGAAUUGCUUAGAAAGGUGGUAGUCCCUGGGAUCCGCAUGUCACUUAAACUUCACCAGGACCAUUUCACCUCUCCCGAUGAGUAUGACGACCCGGCAGUGUUGUAUGAAGCCAUCAUGUCUCAUGAGCAGAAUUUAGUAAUUGCCCAUGAGGGUGAUCCAGCGUGGAGGAGUGCAGUUCUCUCAAACUCUCCCUCGCUGCUCGCUUUGCGUCAUGUCAUGGAUGACGGAACCAAUGAAUAUAAGAUCAUCAUGUUAAAUAAGCGCUAUCUCAGUUUCCGAGUCAUUAAGGUAAACAAAGAGUGCGUGCGUGGGUUGUGGGCUGGACAGCAACAAGAACUGGUUUUCCUUCGGAACCGCAAUCCGGAGAGAGGAAGCAUUCAGAACGCGAAGCAGGCUCUCAGGAACAUGAUCAACUCCUCUUGCGACCAGCCUAUCGGGUAUCCCAUCUACGUGUCGCCACUGACAACCUCCUACUCGGACAGCCAUGACCAGCUGAAGGAAAUUCUUGGGGGGCCAAUAAGUGUGGCAAAUAUCAGGAACUUUAUUGUAUCUACAUGGCACAGGUUAAGGAAAGGCUGUGGUGCAGGAUGCAAUAGUGGCGGAAACAUUGAGGAUUCGGGCACUGGAGGCGGGACCUCCAUAAAUAGUAACAACCCCUCAAAUGCUAAUGAUGCUCAAAUCAGUGUAUCGCAAGGGGGCAUACCUGGAGGAACAGGACAUGUACAGACUUCUCGCCUCCAACCUCCAGGAGUUCCCCACUUAUCAACACUAGGAACCAGCCACAGCUCCCACUCCAUGCAGUCCAGCCUUGUCAGACAUUCCCCUGCUCGUGGUUCUGUAGCUAGUCAAUCCUCUUACUGCUACAACAGCCGUCACUCCUCACUUCGGACUUCUACUACAGGUUUUGUGCCUUGUCGGCGCUCCUCUACCAGCCAGAUCUCUCUCCGCAAUCUCCCCACGUCCAUCCAGUCCCGUCUGUCUAUGGUAAACCAAGCAGAACCUACAAGUCAGCCUGUGGUGAUUGGUCUUCCUUCCUCCAGCAGCUCCAGCCAGAGUAUACCUGCAUGCAAGCGGCACACUUUAGUCGGCUUUUUGGGAACUGAAGGAGGAAAUAACCUCAUCGAAACACAGUCUUGCGGCAAUUCAAGUCCAGCAUCACAUUCAAGAGCCAAAAAAGAUGACGUCGUUUAUAGAGUACAGAUUGUGGAUCCAAGCCAGGUGCUUGAAGGAGUUAAUAUAUCCAAACGAAGAGAGUUGCAGUGGCCAGACGAGCUUGUUCGGCUAAAAGCCGGGAAAAAUAGCUGGAAAGACUGGAGCCCUCAGGAAGGCAUGGAAGGCCAUGUAAUUCACCGCUGGGUGCCUUGCAGCAGAGACCCAUGUAAUAGGUCCCACAUUGACAAAACUAUCCUGCUGAUUAAGAUUGAGGACAAAUAUGUUGCUGUGAUUGAAACUGGGGUGCUUGAGCUCGGGGCUGAAGUGUGAGCCUGCGGUUCAAUCAUCUUUUGAAGCUUUCAGUGAGGAGUGAACUGUUAUAACUCUGUUUGGGGACAGAGAGGUUCAAGAUGGAUAAAGGGCAUAGAUGCAGCCCAAACGUGUAAAGUUAUUAUUUUUCUGGUUUUAUUUUAAUCAUCCUCGGAUGUUCACCUGCAUAAAGGAUAUAAACAGAAAAAUUAUAAGACCAUUAACUUAUAUGUAUAAAGAAAUAAUGCUAUGCAUUUCAUAUGCUUUAAGUCCGAAACUAUUGUAUUUCUCCGUUCAAAAUAUGGUCUUCAUAUUUUUCUAAUUUAUUUGCCAAAAAUAAUUGCCAUGUCUCAUAUUGUAGCAUGUUGUAUUAUUUUUUAUUUUAUUUUUUAUAUUAUUGCAGUACAUUUUUCUUCAACUGUGCAAAUAGUCCGUCUUUCUGCAAACUGUAAAUGUUUCUACACCAACCAAUACUGCAUACUCAUUUUUUUGUUUUGGAUUUUAAUUCCCCCCCACCCCCAUCCCCGUGGCAACUUUAUUUUUAUUGAGGAAACUGCACUAAACCAUAUUUCUUAAAACAAUGCACUAAGAGAAAAAAGAAAAGUCUGAUAUUGGUCAGAAUGUUUAUUUAUAAAUAUAUAUAGAUAUAUAAAUAUACAAAAACAAAUACCAUAAUUUAAAUUGAUUUUAUUAAGGAACAAUAAUCCCUUUUGGCUCUCGUCCCUUCCUUGUCCUAUAAAAUACUUCUUCUUUACAAGACUCUCGACCCUUAGAUUACACUCCAGUGUACUGAAGCCAUGCCUUCAGUUUAGUGAUGAAACAAAACACUGCAUUCUGAUGGAAUUAAAAGUCCCAUUAAUAACCGUCCUAGAAUCUGAUUUAUAUUGCAAUGUGCUAUCUUGUCACCCAACAGGAGGUAUACAUCUAUAUUUAACUUCUCUGUGUUACUUAAAUCUCAGAUUAAGGGGUCUACGUACUAAAGGACAGUACUCACCGGCAGAUCAGGGGAGAGAUGUCUGCUGUGCGUGCGGGGGAGGGACGGGGGAUGGGGGCGCUCAUUUCACCCAGCAGGUGAAAUGAGCAACCUGCUAGAUUGAGGCCAGUCUAGCAGCAGCGAUAGCGACUCGCGGGGCCACGCAUCGCUAUCGCUGUGGGGGAUACACACGGAGAGAUCUUGCUGAAAAUCUAAGCAAUCUAGUCAGAUUGCUUACAUUAUCGCUCCGUGAGUACCCCCCUUAAGCCUUGCAUGGAGAUAAAGUGGGACAUUUACUAAGCAGUGAUAAGAGUGGAGAAGUUGCCUCAUCAACCAAUCAGCAGCUCUGUAUAAUUUUAUAGUAUGCAAAUUAUAGAUGUUACUUUAGUGCUGAUUGGUUGCCAUGGGCAACUUCUGCACUGGCUCACUUCUCCACUCUUAUCACUGCUUAGUAAAUGUCACUCAAAGUACCAGCCAAUCGGCUCCUGCCUGCCAUGUUACAGCUGUAUUUGAACAAUGACAGAGGGGAGCUGGUCGGCUGGUACUUUAUCUCCAUUCAAGGCUUAGUGAAUAGACCUCCAAGAGUUGAUGGCUAAGAGCAUUAUUUGCAUUUAAAUAUCAUUUGAUGAUGUGUACACUGGCCAUCACCAAAAUAUAAUGCGUAAUGUAAGAAGUACGGAGUCAUUUGUAUCCCUAGGAUUUCUGUUCCCCCAAAACAACCACCUAUAUACCUGACUGCAGGGAGGUUGUUUUACAGAGGCAGACGAAAAGCCGCACAGGGGCUACUUCCCAUUGCUUGUGAGGAAAGAAGGAAUGGUCGUAAUCUUUAAUAUGGGACAUCUUGCAUCAUUAUGAAAGCAUAGCCAAACAAUUUCCUGUUCUAUGUUCUUCCUCCCUGUAAUAUCCUACAUAUGAUAUGAAAGGUUUCAGUAUUUAUAACGCUGAAACUGAAUUAUAAAUACCUGUUUUGAAUAUGUUGGUUUACUAGAUUGAAUUUUUCCAAGCGUUUUCUGGGUGUGAAGAAUAUCUUGUAGCUGUGUUGUUUGUAUAAGAUCCUUAUCCGCCUCAAUCUUUCUAUAUAAAGUAAUGCUUUUUUUCGAUUUGGUGGCCAAGAAUGGCAAGAGCAGCCAAUUUUUAAUAAGAAUGUUCGGAUAUGACAUUGCAUUGCCUUUACUUUCCAUUUUUUAUUGUUAUUAUUUUUUUUAUUUAUAAUUUAUUUAAGAUUUCUUUUUGUAUUCGUUAGGUAUAGAAGCUCAGGAAAAAAAGCUGUGUGUAUUGAACAUUUUGCAAUAUGUUUCUUGUGCUGUUUAGAAAGUUGGGCGCCGUGCCUAAUAUUGCAAUGUUAUCCAUUGAUUACAAAAUAACUUAAUUUAUAAGAAAAAAAAUGAACAAAACGUGAGUUAGUUUUUAAUUUGAUGCCAGUGUUCAUUGUCUUAAUUAUACAAAUUAAAAAUUUGGGGUCUGUU
This is a messenger RNA of Pseudophryne corroboree (corroboree frog), 9688 nucleotides long. It is a transcript of the gene PCNX1, whose product is annotated as pecanex 1. The transcript is spliced from 36 exons. Gene Ontology annotation, cellular component: membrane. The record is from RefSeq and is a predicted model, not a curated record. NCBI's taxonomy places the organism in Eukaryota, Metazoa, Chordata, Amphibia, Anura, Myobatrachidae. Bases 245 to 7270 code for a protein of 2341 amino acids.